Molecule: messenger RNA, 1093 nt
Organism: Dioscorea cayenensis subsp. rotundata (Guinea yam)
Lineage: Eukaryota; Viridiplantae; Streptophyta; Magnoliopsida; Dioscoreales; Dioscoreaceae
Product: SNF1-related protein kinase regulatory subunit beta-1-like
Exons: 4
Coding region: 116-946 (276 amino acids)
Molecular function (GO): protein binding
Source: RefSeq, a predicted model, not a curated record
CUUUCUUAUCCAACCUUCUAUUUUCUCCGCCGGUGGCAUCCCCCGUAAAUAAACCCAACUUCGUUGGCAUUUCCCCAAUCUUCGAUUUCUCCCUUCUUUCUUGUAGAUCCCGACGAUGGGGAAUGCCGGCGCGAAGGAGGCGGACAACGGCGCCGGCGGCCCCGAUGAGGAGGCGGGAUCCGACGGGGAGCCGCGGAGUGAAGGUGUGCGGCGAGUUGGGUCUUCUGAUUCGAUAGACAACACGCCGCCGGAGAGCCCUGGCCGAUCAAGAUCGCCCCUCAUGUUUGCCCCGCAGGUUCCUGUUGCCCCUUUGGUGAGAGGUGCUGAAAUAUCACCAUUUUUUAGUCAGUUACGGAUGAAUGACUCUCAUGGGACUCUGAAUGCACCCCUCGGAAAGGGUGUUCCGACAAUGAUUAUCUGGAGUCAUGGUGGGAAUGAAGUCUUAGUGGAGGGGUCAUGGGAUAACUGGACUGCUAGGAAGGCUAUGUACAAGUCUGGCAUGGAACAUUCUGUUUUGAUGGUUCUUCCAUCUGGCGUCUAUCAAUACAGGUUCAUUGUUGAUGGAGAACAAAGAUACAUUCCUGAUCUUCCACAUACACAGGACGAGAUGGGGUUCAUCUCAAAUCUCCUUGAUGUCCAUGAAUAUGUACCAGAUGACCUACAAAGCGUUUCAGAAUUCGAACCCCCUCCAUCACCAGACUCAACUUACAACCAGCGAUUCCCCGCCGACGAGGACUUCGCCAAGGAGCCACUGGCAGUGCCGCCACAUCUACACCUCACCGUUCUUGGCAAGGAGGAACCAGCAACAAAACCUCCGCAUGUCAUCUUAAACCACCUUUUCAUAGAGAGAGGAUGGGCUGCACAGUCACUUGUUGCUCUUGGAUUGACCCAUCGGUUUCAGUCCAAGUAUGUGACCGUCGUCCUUUACAAGCCCAUGCUGCGAUAGCCGAAGAUAGCAGCCUUAACUUCCUCCCCUUCCCCUCAUGUACAUAGAAGAGCCUUAGUUGUGCUGUUUUUAGUUGGUUGAGAUGUUUUUUUCUCUCAAGAAUUACUCUAAAGUUGCAUUUCCAUAUAUGUUCAUCUUUCUUAAGUU